AUGUGGCCACCUAUGAGAUUGGCUUUAUGUGAGGAUUUCAAUCAAAAUGAAGAAAUUCAAGAGAAUGUUUUCCUCAAAUACUUAAUUAUCAGGUACAUAUGGAGAAGUGGAGCUAUAUAUGGUAGUUUGCAUGAAGUUUCAUCAAGACAACUUCCAUCAUUUCCAUUACUCAAUGUUAAUAUUGGGAAUGGUAAGGACCAUUGGACAAAACCACUUUUUACUAAGCUCAAGAUCAAUGUCGACGGGGCAAUCUUUGAAAGUGAGACUCGAUUUGGCUUUGGCUUCAUAGUUAGAGACUCGGUUGGGAAACUCAUUCUUGCGGCUUCAGGGAGCAAAUUAGGUGCGGUUUCUCCUGAGAUUGCUGAAGUGGUGGGCAUGAAAGAAGUCUUGAGUUGGAUAAAGAGGAUGAAUGUAACAGAUGUGGAAAUUGAAACUGAUUCCUUAGUCACUGUUCAGGCUAUUAAUGGAUCAGUUCAAAUACCAUCUCAGUUUGGUUUGAUUGUUCAAGAUUGUCGUCUCUUGUUAUCUGAGUUACAAAAUGUUUUUAUUUCUUUUGUUAAACGAUCUGCAAAUAGGGCUGCUCAUUGUCUUGCAAGGCAAUCCUGUUUUAUGUCAGAUUGUAUGUUUGAUGAGUUUUCUGCUCCAUCAAAUUUGCUUUCAAUUGUAAGGGAUGAUAUUAUUUCAAGCUGAAUAAAACCUUACCCCUUUUCUCAAAAAAAAUAAAAGCAACUUAAAGCAUUAUUAUAAUUAUGUUGUUUUGUACAUGCUGCGACAAAAAGGAAUGCCAAUCUUAUUAAUUUCUCCAUGUUCUAGCUAUUAAUACAAACCAGAAAAAGAAAAACAUUUACUAAAACCCAC
Messenger RNA from Cannabis sativa, 858 nucleotides. RefSeq lists its product as uncharacterized. Gene Ontology annotation, molecular function: RNA-DNA hybrid ribonuclease activity; nucleic acid binding. Lineage: Eukaryota; Viridiplantae; Streptophyta; Magnoliopsida; Rosales; Cannabaceae. Bases 1 to 690 code for a protein of 229 amino acids. The transcript is spliced from 4 exons. The record is from RefSeq and is a predicted model, not a curated record.